Cetraspora pellucida is the source of this 357-nucleotide messenger RNA. Lineage: Eukaryota; Fungi; Glomeromycota; Glomeromycetes; Diversisporales; Gigasporaceae. The record is from the annotation of a GenBank genome assembly.
AUGUCUGCAACCAAUGGUCUAGAAGCACUCAAAUUGAUUGAUUCGAAAUCUAAAUUAUUAAGUGAUACAUGUUCCUCGAGUUCAUUCUAUUCAGAUGUAGAUCAGAUAAAGUCACAUAAAAUUUCAUUAAUUUUAACAGAAUAUAAUUUACCAAUGAUGUCAGGAUUUGAUGUUUCACAAGCGAUUAGGGCAAUGAAACCACCAAUUUCAAAUAUACCAAUCAUUGUUCUAACGGCUUUACCAGUAGAAGAGAUACGAAAUAAAUGUAUCGAAUUAGGAAUAAAUGAUUAUGUUGCAAAACCUUUGAAAACGGAAGAACUUGAAAAAGUUUUAAUUAAAUGGAUUGGUGAAAAUUAG